CCUCAGGUAUUAGGUAUUAUGCUGAUCCACUGUGAAGACUUGUCCCGUGUCCUACAUAACCCGGUGGCCACUGUUUGCAAUAGUUUGGACUUUUGCUAGUGCAACAAUAUCCAGCUGUAGAAAUCUGCUUUUUGGAGACUUUUGCAAAAUCUUCACUCAGCGGAGCCGAGGAUGUGGCAUGAAUCAGUCCACUGUAGUUUUAAAUCCAGUCACCCCAUGGUGUGCUGGGGAGCGAGCAGGACUUGUCAUCUACCAAAGCCCAUUUAUGCAGCUUAAUUCGACAUAGCCAGUAACCACGCUGCUCUGCAGGACCAUGCACUAUACAAGAAGGAAGAGGCUGCAGCUGAGCCGGGUGGUGUUUCUCCUCUCUGGGGUUUUCCUCUGCACCCUCUACCAGCUGACCAUCAGUGCCAGACUGUACGAGCCUCUGCCAAGCCCUCAGAUUGUUCAGGACUUUGGAGAAGGUUCAACAGAGGGGGUUGAUGAGGUUACAGUGGAGACUCUGGUGCUGGAGGAACCUGCCACUGCAACUCAUGAAUUAGAGCCCACAGAUCAAACGACGACUGAGGUGCAUGUAGUGAAACAUCCGGAUACAACGACGUCAGAUUUGAAAGCAUCCACCCCCACUGAAUUUCCACCACUGACAACCACAAACCGGACUUUCGUGCACUGCAUCUACAUGGCCCCUGAGCCUCCACCAGAGACCCCUACACCAGAGACCCCCACACCAGAGACCCCCACACCAGCUCCAGCUCCUCCUUUCACCACCAUCACUCCAGCUUCUCCUCCUGAGGCUCCACAUAUUAGAGGAGGAUACCCUGAAGAUGUUUUUACUAUCGCAGACCGCAGACAAGGCUGGGUGGUCCUCCACAUAUUUGGGAUGAUUUACAUGUUUGUGUCACUUGCCAUUGUGUGUGAUGAGUUUUUUGUUCCUGCUCUUGGGGUAAUCACAGACAAGUUAGCCAUCUCUGAUGAUGUGGCAGGAGCCACCUUCAUGGCAGCUGGAGGAUCUGCCCCUGAGCUUUUCACCUCUUUGAUAGGGGUCUUCAUCGCCCACAGCAACGUGGGCAUCGGCACGAUAGUUGGCUCAGCGGUUUUCAACAUUUUGUUUGUGAUUGGAAUGUGCGCUCUCUUGUCUCGGGAGGUUCUUCAUCUCACCUGGUGGCCACUCUUCAGGGACGUGUCCUUCUACAUACUCGACCUCAUCUUACUCAUCAUAUUCUUCCUGGAUAAUGUCAUAAUGUGGUGGGAGAGCAUGAUGCUGGUGGCCAGUUACUGUCUCUAUGUGAUCUUCAUGAAGUUUAAUGUGCAAUUAGAGCAGGCCUUCAAGAGCCAACUCCACAAACACAAGAACAUCGUGAAAAUCAUUGCUGUGGAGGAACCUGACAAGACAAAUGGGGGUGAUGAAGACAAUGCUCCUCCUCCUCAAAAGGACAAGAACCGGUUAAAGUUGAGGCCGUCCUUUCAGCGAGGGAGAAGUUCCGCUUCCUUACACAACAGCACCAUGAGAAACACCAUCUUCCAACUCAUGAUUCACACGUUAGACCCUCUAGGAGAGGGGAAAUUUAAGGAAAAGGCUGAGACUCUGAAUAAUGUGGCUUGCCGGAAGGAAGACAGCAAAACUCAAGACAAAAGUGAAGAUGGUGGAGGAAAAGCUGAGCAGACCAAGGAGCCAGAGGCUGUCGAGAACAAGGAGCAGCCGGAGGACAAGAAGGAGGAUGUGCCGGCAGGAGACGAUGGGUCAGGGGGAUCGGAGGACUCUGACAGUGAUGACAAUUGCAGCGAUGAAGACAGCGAUGAGUCCAGUGAAGAUGAGGAUGAUGAGGAAGAGGAAGAGGAAGAUGAAGAUGAGAACGAGGAUGAGCCUCUGUCUUUAGAGUGGCCCGACACGCGACGUAAACAAGCCACCUACCUCUUCCUGCUGCCCAUAGUCUUCCCUCUGUGGCUCACAGUUCCUGAUGUUCGCAACCAGAAAUCCAGAAAAUUCUUUGCGGGCACCUUUCUGGGCUCCAUUCUGUGGAUCGCUGUCUUCUCCUAUCUCAUGGUGUGGUGGGCCCAUCAGGUGGGUGAGACCAUCGGCAUCUCAGAGGAGAUCAUGGGCCUCACUAUCUUGGCUGCAGGGACGUCAAUCCCUGACCUUAUAACCAGUGUGAUCGUGGCACGUAAAGGCCUGGGGGACAUGGCCGUGUCCAGCUCUGUGGGCAGUAACAUCUUUGACAUCACUGUUGGGCUUCCGGUCCCGUGGUUCAUUUUCUCAUCCAUCCACGGUUUCGCCCCUGUGGUCGUCAGCAGCAAUGGGCUCUUCUGUGCCAUCGUGCUCCUCUUCCUCAUGCUGCUCUUUGUCAUCAUCUCCAUUGCUUCCUGUAAGUGGAAGAUGAAUAAGGUGCUGGGUUUCACCAUGUUCCUGCUCUACUUUGUCUUCCUGGUGCUCAGCGUGAUGCUGGAGGAUCGAAUCAUCACCUGCCCCGUCUCCAUCUGAACCGAGGUCCUCCCUUUUUUUUUUAAACAACUGUGAACCUUUACAUGCAUGGAUCACAUGAGCAUGGGUCUGCAUAUCUGAAGAAACUCUGCAGAAAGCUGCUGCCAGUGACACUGGUCUCACUUCUCAGCAGCAGUACAUAUAGUUUACUACAUUUUCUAGACCUUGUUACGUUUUCACUUUCAGUAAAAAUGGCAGCUUUUACCUUUUCUAUUCAAAUCAGGAGAUGUAGAAUGUGCAGUUAUAGCAAUAAAAAAAAAAAAGUGUAGAUCUUAAAUGUAGAUUUUGUAUGAAAUUCAAGUUUACACUUGCACCAACGAUUGUUUUAAAACAUUAUAGAGAACCUCACUCUUCUUACAUACACAUCCAUUUUUAAAACAAGAAUAAUCAUAGAACAUAUGUUGGGGAAAGAAAUAACUUUAUAUCCAUUAAAAAACGUGUUUAUUCAUAAAUGAAAGCAAAGUAUAGAUCCAGACAGAUUUAUUUCAGGUAAAAAUCAUACAAAUUAGUAUCUGUGUUACAAAUGAUAAAUAAUACGUCAUAGACAUCGUGUAAAUUGACAAAUAGUGUAAACAACAUGUAGACAUCAAUUGAUGUUUUGGUCAUCGGUAUUUUUUUGUUUCUGGUUACGACUUACACGGUGGUUAAAAUGCAAAUGUGCGUUCUGUGGGACUGGUGUUUAUUCCGAACACAGAGCUGCAUCUAAUCCAGCAUCUUAUCAUUAUGAGUAACUGAAGUUCAGUUCUGAGCUGUGCAGCUGCGUCACACUGAGGACAGCAGGGUAUUUUCAGUUUAUAGUGAGAGACAAUAUCAACACAGUGAAUAAACACACUCAUUGUUGAACGUGCUCUUGAAUCAGGGCAGGUCAGAGCUGUCGAUCACACUUAACACCUUUGACACAGUAACAGUUUUUUAAAUGCUCAGUGCAAAGAGUCCAACACUGUCAUCUGUUAGAUUAAACUUUUUCAACAGUCAAUUUUUUAUUUUAAGUGGUUAAAAUGACCAUUAGCUGUGCACUGUUGUCCAAAUGUCUAAAACUGACAUCUACAACAGAGUAAAGAUCAGAAAAACAAUACAAAAUACUAGAAUCAAAUACUCUGUACAAUUUCAUAAAUCUGUUACUAGGUCAAUACAUGAAUCUCUAUCAAAACGUGUGUUGAUUAAAUCAACAAAAACCUUUAUUUUAUUUGUCUGUUAUAGUUUGAUUGUACCGUUUUUAAGGACAUUUAUCCUUGAUGGUCCCAUGUAACACAAAUUUAGUCUUCAUUUAAAAAAAAGGUAUUGCAUUAAAAUAAAACGUUAAGUAUAACACCCCUUUUGGGUUCUUUUGGUACAUUGUACAAAAAAAUUAUACAUGAAUAAACAUUGUGCAUAUAAUUAAAA
Molecule: messenger RNA, 3862 nt
Organism: Hippoglossus stenolepis (Pacific halibut)
Lineage: Eukaryota; Metazoa; Chordata; Actinopteri; Pleuronectiformes; Pleuronectidae
Product: sodium/potassium/calcium exchanger 1
Exons: 10
Coding region: 314-2479 (721 amino acids)
Biological process (GO): long-term synaptic depression; long-term synaptic potentiation; intracellular calcium ion homeostasis
Cellular component (GO): membrane
Molecular function (GO): calcium, potassium:sodium antiporter activity; calcium channel activity
Source: RefSeq, a predicted model, not a curated record